Molecule: messenger RNA, 1404 nt
Organism: Bacidia gigantensis
Lineage: Eukaryota; Fungi; Ascomycota; Lecanoromycetes; Lecanorales; Ramalinaceae
Exons: 3
Coding region: 1-1404 (467 amino acids)
Biological process (GO): positive regulation of transcription elongation by RNA polymerase II; transcription elongation by RNA polymerase II
Cellular component (GO): nucleus; Cdc73/Paf1 complex
Molecular function (GO): RNA polymerase II C-terminal domain phosphoserine binding
Source: RefSeq, a predicted model, not a curated record
AUGUCGGCUUCAGAGAGUGAGGUUGAGGUCAAUGGCCAUCAGAAUGCAACGGACGAUCAUCUGAGUGAAGAAGAUGCUGGCGGCCUGUUUGGAUCGGGCUCGGAAGACGGUGGUUCAGGUGAUGAGAAUCGCAGUAGCAAGAGGCGCAAACUUGAUGAUUCUGAGCUUGACUCGGGUGACGAUGAAGGCAGACGCGACCGACUCAAAGAGCUUGUGGAUGAGGAGGACGAUGCCCCAGAGAGGACUGCCAUUAUCACAGACAUCUCCAUUGGCCGACAUCAUGGUCCAUCGCCUAGUGAUGGAGAGCUCUACAUGCUUCAAUUCCCGAGCAACAUCGGCAUUAAUCCGAAAUCCUUUACACUAGAUGGCUUUGAGCCUCCCGUGACCGAUCAUCACUCCUCAGGCCCCGCUUCUUCAACCUUCUCUGCGUUUGCGACGUCUAACAACACAAUUCGAUGGCGGAAAUCACCUAGUGACUCUUCUGUUAUUCAAUCUAAUGCACGAGUCAAUCGCUGGUCAGAUGGCUCCCUCACUUUGCAAUUAGCGUCCAAUCCACGGGAGCAGUUCGAGCUAUCCGCAAAAGCGCUCGCUCAGCCUCAAGUAAACCCCAAGAAACCUACUCCGACAUCUGUCAAAGGCAACCGUAGCAAUCUUCAGGCCUACGAUUCGCGUCUGGACUCUCACACAUACCUUGCUGCUCCUCACGAGCAUGCGGGUCUAAUGAGGAAUAUUAGACAGAUUACAGUGUCCCUAGCCGUCCAAUCAUCCGAGCAAGACGACGAUGCCCUUCUCCGUCUGCAACAAGGACUUGCCGCCGCUGCGAGAGGCAACAAGGCGACCGCAGACGGAGGUGUGGAAGUUAUCAGCAUUAACGAAGAUCCUGAGAAUGCCAAGCGAAGAGCAGAGCUUGCAGAAAAGGAGAAGACGAAAAUGCAGCGCCGAUAUCAGACUCAGCAGGAACGGGAAAAUAAUCGCGCGAAUAAUGUGCUAAAACGCUCCGGCCUUCGUCCAGGCGGUAUGGGUGCGGGUGGUCUCACGGUCGGUGGAUUGGAGGACGAUGAGAUGAUGGGCUCUUCAGCACGGAAAACCAAAUCGAAAGCUAGAAAGCCCAGAAGACGCAACGAUGAAUACAGUGAUGACGAGGACUUCGGAGGGAGGAGACGGACAAAGGAAGACGAGUAUGAUGAAGACGACGGGUUCCUGGUCGGUAGCGAUGAAGAGCCUGAGGUAGUCGAUGAAAGCGAAGAGGAAGCGGAGGGCUCAGAUCUGGACGCUGAAGGUGAGGAGGACGAGGAGGUUAUGCCGCGGAAAUCGGAGCCAAAACCACCAGAGACUGGAGAAGAGGCCGCUGGAGGGGCCCGGGGAAAGAGGAGGCGGAUUAUUGAGGAUGAGGACGAAGAGUGA